Messenger RNA from Dreissena polymorpha, 1604 nucleotides. RefSeq lists its product as uncharacterized. NCBI's taxonomy places the organism in Eukaryota, Metazoa, Mollusca, Bivalvia, Myida, Dreissenidae. The transcript has 6 exons. Bases 48 to 689 code for a protein of 213 amino acids. The record is from RefSeq and is a predicted model, not a curated record.
CCAUUGUAAGUAUUCCAGGAGAAGAUAAGAUAAUUUCGAAAGGGUUCAUGGAAUCGGUUGCUGAUGCGUCAGUUCUCAUUUAUGUCAUCAACAGCGCAUGUUCUGAUGAUGUGCAAGAAAAUAAGCUGAUGCAAUUGUGCAAACAGCUACAGUCAGAAACAGGAAUGAACAAUUUAAAUAGUUUCGAUUCAAAAUACAUGAUGUUUGUAUGUAAUAACUGGGAACUUGUUGAGAAAAAGGAACGCUCCGAUCCGGGCGCAGGGAAUAGAUACUGGAAAGAGAUUGUUUUGAAGAUCCAGAAAUAUUUCCCUGGAAUUUCUGAACAUGAUCAACUUUACAAGCUAAGCACCACCGAGGCCAGAAGAUGCAGGCGUUCAGGAACUGUAAUGAGCGAUCUAUUUAAGAAAGUUCACGAACGACUCCGGGCUUUGAUUCGCUCGAGUCAUAAAGGGAAAAUGCAGAAACAUUACAGGUGGCUGGACAGUCUCUUACAACACGUUCAAACUCAUGUAUUAGUAAGAAUACAAUUUGCCAACGAUGGCAGUAAGUCAAACAAUGAAGUGAAGCAAGGCUUUGAAAAACUACAGCGAUUCGUUUUGGAGUCGAAAAAGAUGAAGGAGGACUUAAAGCAACAAGCAUACGCACGGUGUACGCACAUGGUGCUGCUGAUUGAAACACACCUGAAUUAAAAGACUGUUAAAAGGGAUAUCAAGUGUAGAUUCUAUGCCAAUAUCAACAUGAACCUUUCCAAUGAUAACAUCAACGAAAUCAGAGCCAAGGGGAAGAGGUAUAUUCAAGAUAUUAUAUUAGAAGAAAUACAGAAAAGAAAUGGGAACUAGACUCUAAACACUACCAACGCACUGUUUCAAUACUAAACGCGGAAUUCGAAAAGAAAUUUCAAUCAUUGCAAGAAGAGUUUGAAGACGUUGAACGACUUAUUCCUAUUUCGAACGAUCCCGAUGUCAAAGAGUCUGAUGGAAUAGAAGACGACUAUUUACCAACUGGUAGUAAGGUCUUAAUUGCGAUGAGAGCUGCAUUAUGGAUACCGCUAGGUAUUGUGGCCGACUUAGUUUUUAUCCCGAUUGACAUUUUAUCACAUGUAAAUGAUGAAAGAAAAUUAAAAGAAUUUCUGGAAGAUAGGUCACCGUUCAUAAAAAAAUGGUGGAAGGAAUCUCAGAACGAAUUCUUGAAAAAGAAAUCAAUUGACAAAUGUGUUUUUGCCAAUUAUGCUACCAUCUUAAUGAAACAUAUUGUUUCCGUGUCAAUUAAGGCAGAUAUGGUGCUUCUUGAGUCCAUUUUAAAUGACAAACGGGAACCAAGCGAGAUAAUUGAGGAAUUUACGGAUAUAAAGACGAUCGUGCAAGAUCACAUUGCUUCAUUGAGAUUGUUUGAGCUUCAAUAUCUUGCCAUCAAUAGCGUUAACUGUGUGGACAGUUUUGAUUGAUUAAUAUUAUGGUAUGUUUCCCGUUUUAAAGUAACAACCGUAUAUGCAUACACACUUUUAUACUGAAGUGUUUUUGCAAAUUUAACUUAAUACAGUCAAGAGCGCACCGAACAAUAAUUCGCAUAAAGUGUAUACCAAUAAUUUUUGUAAGAACACACAC